Fusarium subglutinans is the source of this 6123-nucleotide messenger RNA. RefSeq lists its product as uncharacterized. NCBI's taxonomy places the organism in Eukaryota, Fungi, Ascomycota, Sordariomycetes, Hypocreales, Nectriaceae. The record is from RefSeq and is a predicted model, not a curated record. The coding region runs from base 1 to 6123 and encodes 2040 amino acids. The transcript has a single exon.
AUGCAUCUCACCAUAGGUGCGGCUUUUGGCCUUGUCGGCAGCAUUCUUGCUGCUCCUGCGCCAGAUGCCUGCAUAGGUGAUGGGACAGAUGUAGUGCUCCAGCCGUAUGAGAUUGUACAUGAUGGUCAGACAUCUACUACGACUAUUACGCGCACUUAUACCCGCAACUCUUGGUAUACUCAGACUCUUAUCCCUGUCCCGCAGAAUAGCCAUCUAGGUUCAGGAGUCCCUACCUCUCCAGGAGCCCAGUCCCCUUGCAAAGAUUGUGUUACUGUGACCACUACUGGCUCUCUUCCUUACGUCACUACGAUCCUGCCUGGUAGUGAAGGGGACAAGACAACUGUCAUUGUAUGUGCCGGUUCUGGCUCUAGUCCUGGCCAUCCUGGUUCUGGCUCUGGCUCUGGCUCUGGCUCUGGUUCUGGCUCUGGCUCUGGCUCUGGCUCUGGCUCUGGUUGUGUUACUAUCACUACCACUGGAUCUAUCCCCUUCAUCUCUACAGUAACACCCAAUAACCCGGCUGGCACUACCACUGUCUAUCAACAUGUGCCUCACUGCCCGGUAUGCGCUACUGUCACUACUCAUGAUACCAUAGCCUACAUCACAGCGGUACCUCCUGUCUCUACUGGUGGCAAGAGCACAGUCAUUAUCUGCCCUGGACCUACGACAAAGACUGUCACUGUGACUGAUAUGGUUCCUGUUACAACUACCUUGACGCCAUCACCAGGCUGUGCCUAUUGUACGGCUACCGUUGUUUGUCCCCCAGAAGUUACUGUCACUACCGGUGGAUCGGUUCCCGGCACUACAACACUGCCUCCUGCUCCUGGUUGCACUAAGUCGUGUACUAGAACAGUUGUUAUUACAACUACAACAGGGCAUCGACCUGCUACAACUAUUUUCACAACUGGCCCAACUGCUGGAACUUCUACUUUGCCAAUCCCCUCUGGUUGUACUACAUGCACUCAAACCUUUGUUAUUACAACUACACCAGGGCAGCUACCUGCCACAACUGUCUUUACAACUGGCCCAACUGCUGGAACUUCUACCCUGCCAAUCCCCUCUGGCUGCACCAAGUCUUGUACAGAGACAAUUGUUAUCACCACUGUACCAGGUCAACCACCAGCUACUACGGUUUUCACAAAUGGAAAUGUUCCAGGAACUACAACUCUGGCCCGCCCUUCUGGCUGCACCAAGUCGUGUACUGAGACAGUUAUCAUCACUACUAUACCUGGUCAAUCACCUGUUACUACUGUUUUUACCACCGGAGCUAUACCAGGAACUACAACUCUACCAGUAGAUCCUGGCUGUUCAACUUCGUGUACAAAAACAGUUCUCGUUACAAACGUCCCUUCAAACACUCGAGGUGUUAUCACUAUCACAUCCACCGGGUCAGUCACAUCACCAACUGCGACGACCAUUACAGGUACCGGCACGUCUCCUGACACUGUCAUCACCAUCGUUCCCUUUCCUACUGAUCGAGUUACCACCAUUACGUCUACUGCAUCUACAACCGGCUUAACAACCGUUCCACCUGCCACAAGCGGCGGAACGACGACUGUCAUUACAUUUGUUACAACUACUCCUGUACCCACUGGUCCUGUCACUACUAUUACUGAAACCGCCCCCACAACUGGUUUAACCACAGUCCCUCCUGCUUCCAGCGGUGGCACAACCACAGUGAUUACCUUCGUUACCGGACUGCCAACAGGGGGUCGAACCACAGUUACUUCCACUGGUACUGCUACUGGUCUGACUACAUUACCUGCUACUAGUGGCGGUACCACUACAGUUGUUACCUUCGUUACAGGCCCUCCUCUUAUCACAACUGUUACCUCUACCGGCCCAGCUACUAGUCUGACUACGUUACCUGCUACUAGUGGCGGUACCACUACAGUGGUUACCUUCGUUACAGGCCCUCCCCUGAUCACCACGGUCACGACGACUGGACCAGCUACUGGGGUAACUACAAUUCCGCCCGCUAGUUCUGGUGGUACUACUACUGUCAUGACUACUGCCACGGGACCUCCCCUGAUUACCACUAUUAUAACUACUGGAACAGCUACUGGCGUGACUACAAUUCCCCCUGCAAACUCUGGUGGCACUACCACUGUCGUCACCACUGUAACCGGGCCACCUAUGGUUAUCACGCUUACGACCACAGGAACCGCAACAGGUCUUACCACCUUACCUGUAACUAGCGGUGGCACAACCACCGUCAUAACCACCGCGACAGGACCUUCCCUGGUUACCACAAUUACUGUUACAGGAACUCAGACCGGUCUCACUACCCUGCCAGCCACUCCAGGUGGAACAACUACUGUUGUCACCUCUGUAACCGGGCCACCUAUGCUUAUCACUGUCACAAGCACAGGGAGCGUAACUGGUCUGACUACAUUACCAGCCACCUCGGGUGGCACGACUACCGUUGUGACCUAUGUAACUGGACCUCCUAUGCUUACCACGGUCACAAGCACAGGAACUACAACUGGUCUUACUACAUUACCAGCUACCUCAGGAGGCACUACUACUGUUGUGACCUUAGUCACCCCGGCCGGUGCCCUUACCACUGAGACGUCUACUGCAUCAACUACAGGCCUGACUACCUUGCCUGCAACUAGUGGUGGCACGACUACUAUCGUAACCUACGUGACCGGGCCUCCUAUGGUCAUAACGGUCACAAGUACAGCCUCGACUACUGGUAUAACGACCUUACCUGCAACCAGCGGUGGCACAACUACCGUUAUAACCUUCGUGACGCCGCCUGCGUCUGGAGGUCUCACUACGCAGACGUCGACUGCAUCGACCACCGGCCUGACUACCCUGCCUGCUACCUCAGGCGGCACUACUACAAUUGUUACCUUUGUAACGCCAUCUCUAACAGGAGGUCUAACUACCCUGACGUCCAUUGCAUCAACCACUGGCCUCACCACGCUGGCUGCUACUUCGGGAGGCACUACUACAAUUGUCACCUACGUUACAGAACCUCCUAUGGUCACUACGGUUACAAGCACAGGGACCGCGACUGGUCUGACUACCCUACCUGCUACAUCAGGAGGCACCACUACAAUUGUGACCUUCGUAACGCCGUCACCUUCCGCCGGAGGCUUAACUACCCUCACAUCUACAGCAUCGACCACUGGCCUGACUACCCUUCCCGCUACUUCUGGAGGCACUACUACAAUUGUGACCUUCGUGACGCCGUCACCUUCCGCCGGAGGCUUGACUACCCUCACGUCUACAGCAUCUACAACUGGACUGACUACCUUACCAGCUACAUCAGGAGGUACAACAACAAUUGUCACAUAUAUUACAGCCCCAACUGGCGGUCUUGUCACCGUAACGUCCACAGCAUCAACUACCGGCCUGACUACCCUUCCGGCCACUUCGGGAGGCACUACUACAAUUGUGACCUUCGUAACACCUGUGACUGGUGCUGUUAUUACUCAGACCUCAACAGCAUCCACCACUGGCCUGACUACCUUACCGGCUACAUCAGGGGGUACUACUACUAUUGUCACCUUCGUGACGCCAUUUCCAUCCGGAGGUCUAACUACUAUUACGACUGAAGGUGUAUCAACUGGUCUAACCACGUUGCCUGCUACUUCAGGCGGCACUACAACCGUUAUUACAUUUACCACGCCUGGUGGAGGAGUAACAACGCAGACCUCAACUGCAUCGACAACCGGUCUGACAACCCUCCCUGCGACUUCUGGGGGCACAACAACUGUAGUCACUUUCGUCACGCCUGUGACUGGCGCUAUCAUUACGCAAACUUCGACUGCCUCAACUACUGGCCUGACAACCCUCCCUGCGACUUCUGGAGACACCACUACUGUAAUCACCUUCGUUACUCCAGUGACUGGCGGCUUGACCACCGAGACAAUAACUACAUCAACGACUGGUCUAACGACCCUACCAGCCACUAGCGGUGGGACCACUACUGUAAUCACGUUUGUUACGCCUGCCCUUACAGGCGGUAUUAUCACUCAGACCUCAACUGCAUCGACAACAGGUCUGACUACCCUGCCGGCAACUAGCGGGGGCACUACCACUGUCGUCACCUUUAUCACCCCUGCCCCCACAGGUGGUUUGACCACUCAGACCUCAACUGCAUCGACAACAGGUCUAACAACCCUACCUGCUACCAGUGGUGGGACUACCACAGUAAUUACCUUCGUCACCCCUUCACCUACUGGUGGCCUCACUACUGAGACUUCGACUGCAUCGACCACCGGACUGACGACCCUUCCAGCUACAUCUGGAGGUACUACAACUAUAGUCACCUUCGUCACACCUGGCGGCGGUCUGACCACUGAGACUUCGACUGCAUCAACUACAGGUCUAACCACUCUGCCUGCCACCAGCGGUGGAACUACCACAGUAAUUACCUUCGUCACCCCUUCACCUACUGGUGGCCUCACUACUGAGACUUCGACUGCAUCGACCACCGGACUGACGACCCUUCCAGCUACAUCUGGAGGUACUACAACUAUAGUCACCUUCGUUACCCCUCCCGGUGGCCUGACUACACAGACAUCAACAGCCUCAACUACUGGGCUAACUACCCUCCCUGCUUCCUCUGGCGGCACCACAACUGUAGUCACUUUCGUCACCACUACACAGUCAGCUGCCCCUACCUUCUCAUGUGAUGGGUAUGGGUAUCUGAUCCAGGACACAAGCCUCUACCGAUUGAAUAUUUCAAGUGGCAUGAUAUCCGUUCUUCGCUCACCUGUUGCUACCGGUACCGGCACUACUAUCAAUGCUAUUGGCUACAACAUAUUGGACAACUAUAUUUAUGGUGUUCUAACCGAUCAAACGGGCUCCUCCAUCAUUCGUAUAGAUUUACAAGGGAAUUAUGUCACAGUUGGAACUUUCAAUUUCCCGCCUCUGCUUGGAGACAUUGACUCUCAAGGACGAUACUGGUUAGGCCACACCGAUGGCCGAUGGGCCCAAGUCGAUCUUGUCCCUGGCUCACCAACCUUUGGGCAAGUGAUUCAGUCAGGUACCAAUCCCACGUUUGAUGCAUCUGAUUGGGUGUAUUUAUCCGGUGGUGGUAAUUAUCUUUAUGGAAUUGCCCGUUCGUCUGUAUCCCAAAGCAACGCGAUCUUGGGGCGAUGGGACAUGAACACCAAGACGUGGACGUCACUCCAGAAUUUUGGCAGUAUUACUGCUGACAAUAUCUUUGGCGCUACAUAUGCAGGGGGCAGCAACACCUUUUUUGCUUCUGAAAACACAAGCGGCAGAAUCUUCAAAGUUGACAUUACCUCUAGAACCAUCUCACUCGUCACAAACGGUCCUAUUUCGCUUAACAAUGACGGUGCUAGAUGCGCUCUUGCAGGCAGUCUACCAGGUGGUCCGACAGGUGGUCCUGGCGGGCUUACUACUCAGACAUCAACUGCAUCUACGACUGGUCUGACUACCCUCCCUGCUACUUCGGGAGGAACCACCACUGUCGUGACCUUCGUUACCGAAGCUUCAUCUGUAUCUGCUUGUCCUGCCCCUCGGUGUACUGCCGGAAUGCAGUGGGAUGACUAUGCCUUGCAACGCAAUCCCGUUGCUAACUAUUGGACUCCAGGCACCGUCCCAGAUAAUACUGACCAGGUAUCUGAUGGUCCUUAUCAAUAUGGUUAUCCUCAAUACUCUAUCCAAGAUCAGACUCCAGUAAGAUCUGGAGUCACCAAUACCAUAGGGUUUGGUUGGACAUAUGCGAACCCUACACUCUAUGGAGUGCCGCUAGGCAUUCAAUACUUCGAUCAUAACAUUGUCGACCACUAUGGCUAUUUCAACCCUGUUGUGUCAGGCACUUAUAACUUCACAUUUAGUGGAGUCGAUGACGCUGCCGCCUUGUGGCUUGGGCCAACUGCUUUAUCCGGAUAUACGACCCAGAAUGCCAAUCUCACCGCAGGCAACGUCAACGCAGCCAAUUAUGAUCAGUCAGGCCCUAAGAAACUCAGCGUGCUUGUCCAGGUUUCACGUUGUGAGCUCAUUCCUAUCAGGGUCAUGUAUGUCAAUGCGCAAGGUCAAGGAUUGUUUCAACUCCUUAUCCAGGAUGCCUUCCAGAGGACUGUUAUGUCCAGCGGUCAGCCCGUUACGAGCAACCAGAUUGUUCAUGGGUGCAAUUCCUAA